AUGCCCCUCGUUUACUAUGCCUUCUGGGCACUCGGCGUUCGAGUCACCGUCAAGGGCAACCCACCACCUCCGGUCAACAAAUCUUCUAGCCAAUCCGGUGUCCUCUUCAUUUGCUCCCAUAGAACCCUUCUCGACCCUGUUUUCCUCUCCACCGCCCUCGGCCGCCCUAUUCCUGCUACAUCCUCCAACUCAGUCUCUAGGCUUUCCGAGAUCAUCUCCCCCAUCAAGACCGUCCGGCUUACUCGAGACCGUGCCACUGAUGCCUCCAUGAUCAAGAAGCUUCUAGAAGACGGCGACCUAGCCAUAUGCCCGGAGGGAACCACUUGUCGUGAACCAUUUCUUCUUAGGUUCUCGGCAUUGUUUGCAGAGUUGACCGACCAGCUCGUGCCGGUGGCAAUGGUGAACAGGAUGAGCAUGUUCCAUGGGACGACAGCAAGAGGGUGGAAAGGGAUGGACCCUUUUUACUUCUUCAUGAACCCUAGCCCUGCCUAUGAAGUAACGUUCUUGAACAAGUUGCCAAAGGAGUUAACAUGUAGUUCUGGGAAGACUAGUCAUGAAGUGGCCAAUUAUAUACAAAGGGUCAUUGCAGCCACUCUGUCCUAUGAGUGCACUACGUUUACUAGGAAGGAUAAAUAUAGGGCACUUGCUGGGACUGAUGGUGCUGUGCCAGAGAAACCUCUGAUCAAAGCCAAGAAAAUAAUGGGAUGCUAGUUUUUUUUUUUUUUUUUUUAAUUUGAAGUUUGGUUAAUUUCAUGCAUGUUUGAACUUCAAUAGGAAGAAAUUAUAGUACUUUAUGUAACAAAGGGGGAAGGAUAUUUGUCCUUCCAACUUGUAUGUUUGUAGGAAUGAAUCUGGAAAUAAAUGCAAAUUUUAUAAGGCUUUGUUUGGACAAGUGGAUUUAAAUUAAAG
Molecule: messenger RNA, 909 nt
Organism: Camellia sinensis
Lineage: Eukaryota; Viridiplantae; Streptophyta; Magnoliopsida; Ericales; Theaceae
Source: RefSeq, a predicted model, not a curated record